CCCUUAGUUUUGGAAUAUUUAGAUUUCAUUUUAUAAUGCACGCACACAGAAAUCUUCAUCCACAUUCCUACUCAUUCGCUACAUACAUUUAUAUAUUUACGUUUUUGUAAGAUCGAAUUUGGAAUCUAGCAGAUAUUCACGUGAUUCCACUUCACUCUCUAUACCUAUCAAGAUUGCCGUAAUCUCUUCUCUUAACUGUAACCUGUCAAGUGUGAACUCACUCACUCACUCAGUCUCUCACACAAACAAGAUUCAUUUGUAUUAAUUAUUGAUUUCUCCAUUUCUUGAUACUUGAUUCUUCUUCCACCACCGCCAUUAACGUUUUCUGCAGAGACAAAUUAAAUAAAUCCCACUUCUCCUCAAAAUCGAGAAAAAGGGGAAGGAAAUGAGAGGCGUUUUCCUGAAUUUCCUCAUACUCUCCUCCAUUUUCCAGCAAUCCCUAGAGCAGCAGCAGCAGCCAAUCAAAACUGUGGUGGUUUUGGUGUUGGAGAAUCGGUCAUUCGAUCACAUGCUGGGAUGGAUGAAGCAAUCCAUCAACCCCUCAAUCAACGGCGUCACCGGGCGUGAAUGCAACGCCGUCUCAACCAAUUCCACCGACAUAAUCUGCUUCUCCGACGACGCCGAGUUCGUGGAUCCGGACCCGGGCCACUCCUUCGAAGACGUCGCCAAGCAGGUAUUCGGAUCCGCCUCCGUCCCUUCCAUGUCCGGCUUCGCCGAGCAAGCUUCCACCAUAGCCCAAAACCUCUCUCACACCGUCAUGAAAGGCUUCCGCCCGGAAAACGUUCCGAUUUACGCGGAAUUGGUUAAAGAAUUCGCGGUAUUCGACCGGUGGUUCUCGUCGAUCCCCGGCCCGACCCAGCCGAACCGGCUCUUCGCCUACUCCGCCACCUCACACGGCUCCACCAGCCACGUCAAGCGCCAGCUCGCCAGCGGGUAUCCGCAGCAGACCAUUUUCGAGUCGCUGCGGGAGGACCGCUUCGAUUUCGGCAUCUAUUUCCAGAACAUUCCGACGACAUUGUUCUAUCGGAAUUUGAGGAAGCUCAAGUACGUGUCCAAGUUUCACGACUUCGAUCUGCGGUUCAAGAGGGACGCCAGGGCUGGGAAAUUGCCCAAUUUGUGCGUGAUUGAGCCUAGAUACUUCGACAUCAUAGGGUUCCCGGCCAACGACGACCACCCCUCUCACGAUGUCGCGAAUGGGCAGAAGCUGGUGAAGGAGAUAUACGAGACGUUGAGGGGCAGCCCUCAGUGGAACCAGACGCUGUUUGUGAUCACCUACGAUGAGCAUGGCGGUUUCUACGACCAUGUCCAGACGCCCUAUGUCGAUAUCCCCAAUCCAGAUGGGAACACAGGGCCUGCCCCCUUUUUCUUCAAGUUUGAUAGGCUCGGUGUUCGCGUGCCUACAAUCAUGGUGUCUCCUUGGAUCAAGAAAGGGACUGUGAUAAGCAGGCCAAAAGGGCCGGCUAAAAAUUCAGAGUUUGAACACUCGUCUAUUCCAGCAACCAUAAGGAAUAUCUUCAACCUCUCCUCCCACUUCCUCACUCAUAGAGACGCUUGGGCUGGCACCUUUGAGCAAGUUUUCAGCGACCUAACAUCUCCAAGAACUGAUUGCCCCGAGGUUCUGCCUGAUGUGAGUCCCUUGAAGAGCAGUGGAACGGAUGAAAAGAGGGGAUUGUCGGAGUUUCAGAGCGAGAUAGUGCAGCUGGCUGCUGUUCUCAACGGAGAUCACUUCUUGAGCAGCAUCCCGGAUGAUAUAGGGAAGAAGAUGAGCGUUAAGGAAGCUCAUCGAUACGUUAGAGGCGCCGUCUCAAGGUUCUUGAGAGCCAGCAGAGAGGCUACCAAAUUGGGAGCAGACGAAUCCACCAUCGUCGAUAUGCGUUCUUCUCUAACCACGCGACACGCCUGACUUCUUUCUACAUCUCCCAUCUCUGUAUUUAUCACCAUUUUCUAUCUUCUUUCCAACCUUUUUUUUUAUAUUACUAAUUCAUUCAUGCACAAUGCUAAAUUACCACUC
Molecule: messenger RNA, 2011 nt
Organism: Salvia miltiorrhiza (redroot sage)
Lineage: Eukaryota; Viridiplantae; Streptophyta; Magnoliopsida; Lamiales; Lamiaceae
Product: non-specific phospholipase C6
Exons: 3
Coding region: 386-1903 (505 amino acids)
Biological process (GO): phospholipid catabolic process
Molecular function (GO): hydrolase activity, acting on ester bonds
Source: RefSeq, a predicted model, not a curated record